GUGGCAAAUUGGCAACAACAUUCGAUUUGACAGUUAUGACAGUUCUGUGACAGUUGGUACAGGGAACGAGCAUUGAUGUCGCUCAUGCGGCGCCAGAUGAUUUCUUGCAAAUACCGCAUAACGUCGAUUAGAAAACAAUUGCAAAUAAGAUACGAAGCUUCCAGCUUUUGCUUAACUGAGGUGUGCAUAAGUGAAAAACAAAUGAGUCAAAAUACACAAUGCAGCAGAUUCUCACAAAAGCAUUUGACAACAUCCCAUUCGACGGAGCUGUGACCGCUACCUAACAGCUGUCAAACGUUUGGAACAAACAUCUGUGAAAGAAGAAGACCAAGAAGUAUCAUCAACAUAAACACUUUGGCUGUGCGGGAAAUACAUGUUUCCUACGAUCCGAUGAAAAUUCGACGAACUUUGUGCGUUGCAACAUGGCUAGCCUAGUACAGCAGGAAACGCCGUGUGGUGUAGCAUCCGCCAUCUGGAAUAUAAUUACCAGUGCCCAGGGAGAAGAAAUCGAACAGACGAAGUUAGUUGAGCAGCUCGCCGAUGUGCUCGAAGAUACGGAAUUGGCGGAACGGCACGUCCAGGCGGCCAUUUCCGACGAGCUAAUAGUGGAGUGCGCCCGACCAAAGCACCGCGGAAGACAGAGACUAACUCCCACGUACACAGUGCCGGCAAACUGGCAAACGUACGCCAUCCCGGACGGACAGCCGGACAAAUAUUGCUACGAGUGCCACCAGGUUGGCAGUGUGGUGAAAUGUGCCGGCUGCGUCCGAAGCUUACACGAGGGCUGCCAGAAAACGGGCGACGAGCGGCAGCUCGAGCUGGAGCAGUAUUUGUUGAAGCAGAGGCACAUUACGGUGUCGGCAGUCAAGGCGCGGACGGCGCGGGGCAGGCAAAGGCGGUCCUCGGCCGCAUCGCUUGCGGUCACAGAAGAGAGCACCGUCUCGUCGAUGGACCUGUCGGCGGCUCAAGGCUCCGUCGAACACGCUGACAGUACGGGGCUCGGGCAGCACGGUUCGGCGGACGAUUCGGUGGACGUGAUUGUGGGCGAAUCGCUUGCCGACCGGAUAAAGCACGAAUCCGACGACACGUGCAGCAGCAUCAAGCGGGAAGAGAACGUGAAGGAGGAAGGCUUGCCGACCGUCGACGACGCAAUGUUUGUGGGUAUGGUGCGACCGCCCAACCGGCGCCUGGAGAGAAGCCUCAACACACCAACGGUCAAGCCGGAAGUGUCGGACAGGGAAGGUAGUGCGGGCAGGGAUGGCAGUGAUAAUAGCAGUCAAGCGGCUAGUGACACGAUCGCGCCCCGUUACUGCUACGCCUGUGAACUGCUGCGGCAUAGCUCCAAUCAGGCACCUUCCAGCAUUGAAAAGAGCGAGCUGAAUUAUCUUUUAAAGUUUGUAGUCGAACAAUAUAAAUCUUGGAUUCCAAAGGAUACAUUUUCAACCUCCAAGUUCUUGAGGGAUACCGCUCGCCAAACGCCCGUGGUGACGCGCAAGACCAUUGAUAUUUGCCGCAAGAUGCUGCUGCGCAUUCCCACAUCGUUCGCGGACGUACGGGAAAAGAUCACAAGCGAGCAGUACGCCCGGUUGGAAGAGUUUCACGUUGAUUUGCUGGACAUUGUGCAUAACGUUGCCAUCAUCCAUGGAGAUACUUCGACGGCCUACAGUGCUGCGAUGUACUUCCUAGCGGAUUGCGUGUACGAUCUGCGUGAAAUACGCCACUGUUCGGACUGCUAUCGCCACUCGGCCGAGAAAGCCGAACCGGAUUGGUUCGCUCGACCGUGUCGCACCCGGCACGAGCUGGUGUUUGCCAAGCAGUCACGCUUCCAGUACUGGCCGGCGAAGGUCGUGCGGGUGGUAAACAACCUGUACGAUGUGCGGUUCUUCGGCGGAAACCAUCCGCGAGCGCUAAUAGAUGCGGGCUGGGUUAAGCCCAUCGAUACCGAGCUGGGCACGCUCGGUGUGAAGGAUAAGCAUGGAGGCUUUCAGCUAGCGAUGAAGGAAAUGUUGAAAUAUCAGUCACUCGCGGAAGGAUUCAGAGAUCAUUUUGCCUUUACGUCCGUCACGGAGCAGAUGCAGGCAGCGGUGAUUAACAGAACGGUGGAAAGUAUUUUGCCGCCUGAGUUGCGCGAGGGCGCUGGUAGACAGAGUACAUCCUUGGGCGGUAAAUUCACAGCGCGGACCAUGAAGAAGAGACAGCGGAACCAGAGAAACAAGCAGCCCAGUGUGGUGCAUCAGUCUGUACCGCUUGGUGCAGUGAGCCCACCACCGACUGUUGCCAGCACAAAUGGCAGUACUAUAUCGACGCGGUCAAAACGUCGGGAAACGGCCUCCCAUCAGCAUACACCAGCCAAAAAGACACGCUCCAGCACUCAAGCAGUCGCCCAAUCGCCCGAGCAGGAUUCGGUCGAGCUUCCUCUACAGCAGUUGGACUGCGCGCUCGAUGGCAAUCAUAACGGGUACGAUGGUGAGGUAGGCGCUUCCAGCUCUACACGUGUAGCUCGCACGAAGCAGAAUGAAAUUCUACGGUUCCCGGAAAAAUACGACACAUUUCGGCUAAAGCAACUGUUUCAACAAGUAACCAAUCUGGAGGAAACGAAACAGGUCGCUCUAAAGCUGCUGCAGAACAAAGAGCAGCACUUUGCCCGCAAACUGGAAUGGUUGAAGGAAACGCACCAGCACCAAAUAAGUGAAAUUAAGAAAAGGCAAUGGUGCGUGGUGUGUGAAAAGGAAGCCCGAAUUCCGUGCUGCUGGAAUACGUCCUACUGUACGACCGACUGUCGCGAACGGCAUUGGCCAGGGCACCAGCGGCAACACCCGAUCGCGAGCAACAGUAAUCGUUUUUCCUAGUCACACAAACGACAGCGUAUUCUUUGCGCGAGGUCUCUCACGAUCUUCCCGUGGGACUAUCUCUUCAGCGCACCGAAUGACGUGUAGUAUAAUCCGGCAUGUGUUUCUUGAAUUAUUUUGCUUUUCUUUGCAAUGCCUAAAUUGCAUUUUAUUUCUCUGUGUUUAACACGGCCGCUAGUAGCUAGAAUUGAAUUAAUUGUGAUGCUAUUGAAUUUCAUGUUUAGGUUCUGCACGUUUGUGCAAAACAAAUUCAUUAAGAUUGAAUGUGAAGCCCCCGGGGGAUCACGCGGUUACAAGUUUCACAACAUUUCAUUUUAUCGUUUGUUUCCUUUUUCUGCAGCCGUGUUCAGUUUUGAUAGGUUGAUUUUCUAUAGUUGAAAUAAAAUGAAUUAUCUUACGAUUUGAAUUCUACUAAGAAGAAAUAAAAAAAAAAGAAA
Messenger RNA from Anopheles gambiae (African malaria mosquito), 3286 nucleotides. Its product is annotated as zinc finger MYND domain-containing protein 11. Lineage: Eukaryota; Metazoa; Arthropoda; Insecta; Diptera; Culicidae. Bases 423 to 2849 code for a protein of 808 amino acids. The transcript has 7 exons. Gene Ontology annotation, molecular function: protein binding; transcription corepressor activity. Gene Ontology annotation, biological process: regulation of transcription elongation by RNA polymerase II. The record is from RefSeq and is a predicted model, not a curated record.